Messenger RNA from Tripterygium wilfordii, 1200 nucleotides. RefSeq lists its product as uncharacterized. Lineage: Eukaryota; Viridiplantae; Streptophyta; Magnoliopsida; Celastrales; Celastraceae. The record is from RefSeq and is a predicted model, not a curated record. The transcript has 2 exons. Bases 1 to 1200 code for a protein of 399 amino acids.
AUGUUUAACUUUCUCCGAAGAAGAUGCAAAAAUUUGCUUCUUGAGUCUACAGAAGAGGAUGAGGUGCAUGUUGAAGCUGAAAGUUCAAGCUGCAAGUUGAAGAAAAGAGGAGGUUCUACUCCUGGCCGUGUCUUUAUCGAUCGUAACAGGAAAGAAGGCCACGAGAAGUUAGUGCGUGACUACUUCUCUGCCAACCCGACAUACAAUGAAAAAAUUUUCCGAAGGCGAUAUCGUAUGAGCCGUGAUUUGUUCAAUCGUAUUCAUGAAGGUAUUGUUUCUUAUGACAACUAUUUCGUUCAAUCUCGAGAUGCUGCGAAUAAGGUUGGGUUAUCUUCAUUGCAGAAAGUUACUGCAGCUCUCAGAAUGAUGGCCUAUGGAGUAUCCGCUGAUAUGAUUGAUGAAAAUCUACGGAUAGAUGAAAGUACCGCAAAUGAGGCGAUGAAAAAGUUUGUUGAAGCAGUGAUUGUUGUUUUCGGCGAACGAUACCUGAGGCAACCUAAUUCUACUGAUAUUGCCAAGUUGCUUCAGCUACAUGAGGAUCGUCGAUUCCCUGGAAUGCUUGGUAGCUUAGAUUGUAUGCACUGGACAUGGAAGAAUUGUCCAAGUGCAUGGAAAUGUCAUUACUCUGGCCAUCAUAAAGAAGCAACUUUAAUCUUGGAGGCUGUAGCAUCUCACAUCAUCAAUGGUCGUGCUCCACCAGUGAACUUUGUCAUAAACAAUCAUCAUUAUGAUAUGGGUUAUUAUCUUGGAGAUGGUAUCUAUCCACAGUGGUCAACAAUUGUGAAAACAAUUCUGAUGCCUCAAUCCAUGAAAGCUAAAAAUUUUGCGAAAGCUCAAGAGGGUGCCAGGAAAGAUGUUGAACGUGCAUUUGGUGUUCUCCAAGCACGUUUCCAUAUCAUUCGUCAAGGGUGUCGGUAUUUCAAAAUUGCAACAUUGAAGAAUAUCAUGAAAGCAUGUGUGAUAUUACAUAACAUGAUCGUGGAAGAUGAGCGUGACAUGUUCAAGUCAAUUGAGAAUGGUAAGUAUUACCUGUUUGAAGAAGUAGAUAUCAGCGAGCUUGAUCGCAACGAUGCUGCAUAUCAUUAUGAUUUUGAUCAAUUCAUCAAAGGGCGUCAGAAGCUAAAAAAUAAGAGCAUUCAUCAUCGUCUUCAAGAGGAUCUAGUGGAACACUUGUGGGAAGUGCGUGGAAAUGUCGAGUAA